This is a messenger RNA of Cladocopium goreaui, 875 nucleotides long. Lineage: Eukaryota; Dinophyceae; Suessiales; Symbiodiniaceae. The record is from the annotation of a GenBank genome assembly.
AUGUUGGGAAAUUUGGUGGGUGAUCUGGGUGAGCUGAGUGACACACAGCUGUCGCAUUUGUUUCAAAGUUGUGAUGCAAAUGGCGAUGGCACCAUCUCCACCGAGGAGUUUCGAGGACUUGUCGGUAAGCUGGAUCGUAAUGGUGAUGGGAAGCUGUCCCUGGAGGAGUUAGAAUUGGACAAAGAUGGAUCUGGAAUGCUGACAAGUGUAGCUGCCUCCAGUGUGUUGGGUGCAUUGAAAUUGUUUGGGCCCAUGGCAGCGGAGUUGGCACCUGCAAACAUGAAAUUUGCAUGCCAGGCAGCCAUGGGUGUGGUCGCGUGCUGUGCCAAGGGAGACUCUCUUGUAUCUGCCGCCACAAAGGUGGCCACGGGUGCAGGGACGAAAGUUCUCAUUUCCAACUUAUGCAGGUAUCUCCAGGCGCCAGCGACGGCCCAGCGUACAAUGCCCCAAGCUGAAGGUGCUGCCGCAGCUGCAGCCACAGCAGGGGCCGCCCUGCCAGCCCAGGCACCUGAGCCUGAACCUGCUGAGCCUGAGCCUCCUCGCUUCUGCUUGAUUUGCAAGAGGGGGGACCGUGGCAUGCGUCCAUCGCGUUGCUGUGACAUGUUGAUGUGUGGCCACUGCAUCGGCAGGAUGAUCGCAUGCGACCUCUCGAUGUGCUCGCGCUGUGGGCAGCAGUGGCAGCUUUGAGGGAGGUAUGACGCAAAGAAACCUUGGCUGUUUGGCUGUUCAUAGCAUUUCAUAGCUGCCUAUACUAUUGCCUGUCAUAGCAGUGGCCCGUGUCCUGUACUGUACAAGUUGUACCAAGGGCAACGUUCCCAGGGCCAAACCACAGCUUGACAACCCUGACAACUUCUGUGCCAAAGUUCCAGGGAAAA